AUGCUUGAAGAUAAAUCCUCAGUGAUGACUACUGCUGUGUUGAAUCCUUGCGAACCGCCGCCGGGACUCAGGCUCGAGUUUUCCGUUUACCAUCCUCAUCAGUACGCUUCUCCUGCUCCACCUCCUCCCCAGAAGCCAAUGCCUCAUUAUCAGUAUCCAGCCCUGCAACCCCAUCACCAUCUGAACCAUCAUCACCUGGAAGCCAGUAGCUUUCCGACACACUCAUGGGGCAUGUGGGCACCGCAAGUGCCUCAGUUGACACCACCCGAAACCAGUCCCACCCAGGGCGCCACUUUCCCAACUGAUGCGCUCCUGCACCAUAUUCCAGCACCACCCGCUCCACAAACAGCCCCAGCCACCACUUACUUCCCACUCACACCACCCACUGUAACUGCUGAGCAGCACACUUACCUGGACUGCCACCAAAUGUUCACCAACAACCAGCACCACUGGAUGCAGCAACAACAUCAGCACCAACAGCACCACCACCAGCAGCAACAAACUCAGCCACCACAGCAACCAGAGUCGUGGUAUCCUGCACCUCCUUAUCCUGGUUGCUGGCCGCAAGCAGAAGCGCCCUCUGUGCCUGCAAAAGCCAAAGCUGACGCACCUGCUUGCACGUCCUCAGUAGCAGCGACAUCUAGGUCCUGCCGCCGAUGCCGGUGUCCGAAUUGCGUGGAGGCCAGUGCAACUGGAGAGAAGCGUAAGAUCCACGUGUGUCAUUUCCCGGGCUGCGAUAAGGCGUACAGCAAGACGUCGCAUCUCAAGGCUCACCUAAGGUGGCACCUCGGCGACAAACCGUAUGCGUGUCACUGGAUGUACUGCAAUCGAAGGUUCACGAGGGCUGAUGAGUUGCAGCGACAUCUGAGAACCCACACGGGCGAAAAGAGGUUUGCGUGUGCCACGUGUGACAAGAAGUUCACCAGGUCUGACCACUUGAGCAAGCAUUUGAAGACGCAUUCAGGUUCGACCGGUGCUAAAACACCGUCCAGUGACUCGAAUGACUCAUUUUAA
Notodromas monacha is the source of this 1014-nucleotide messenger RNA. The record is from the annotation of a GenBank genome assembly. Lineage: Eukaryota; Metazoa; Arthropoda; Ostracoda; Podocopida; Cyprididae.